Molecule: messenger RNA, 3186 nt
Organism: Capsella rubella
Lineage: Eukaryota; Viridiplantae; Streptophyta; Magnoliopsida; Brassicales; Brassicaceae
Product: PH, RCC1 and FYVE domains-containing protein 1
Exons: 10
Coding region: 1-3186 (1061 amino acids)
Molecular function (GO): metal ion binding
Source: RefSeq, a predicted model, not a curated record
AUGAAGACAGAUGGAAUGGCAGAUCCUUCUAGCUAUGUCAAUCACGAGCGUGACAUCGACCAAGCACUCAUUGCUUUGAAAAAAGGAACUCAGUUACUUAAGUAUAGCCGCAAAGGGAGGCCUAAAUUUCGCUCAUUCAGGCUUUCACCGGAUGAAGCAACAUUGUUUUGGCUCUCACACGGAGAAGAAAAAGGUUUGAAGUUAUCUACAGUUUCGAGAAUUCUCCCUGGACAAAGAACUGCUGUUUUUAGGAGAUAUUUACGUCCAGAAAAGGAUUACUUGUCAUUUUCUCUCAUAUAUCACAACGGAGAUAGAUCUCUUGAUUUGAUUUGCAAGGACAAAGCUGAAACAGAGGUUUGGUUUGCAGGACUUAAGUCUUUAAUUAGACAAAACCGUAAUAAGCAGCACGUUAGAAGUGAGAUCCCUGAGAUAUAUGAUAGUGAUUGUUACUCUAGUGGUCGUCCUUCUACUGCAUCAUUAGAUUUUGCACCAAACAAUACACGACGAGGAAGAACAUCUAUUGAUUUAGGAAUCCAGAACUCUCCAACAAAGUUUGGUAGCUCAGAUGUGGGAUAUGAUCGUGGAAACAUGCUAAGACCAAGUGUUGAUGGCUUUCGAAUUAGUGUCUCAAGCACACCAAGCUGUUCAACUGGAACGUCUGGUCCUGAUGACAUAGAAUCGUUAGGAGAUGUUUAUGUCUGGGGAGAAGUUUGGAGCGACGAGAUAUCGAAUGAUGGGUACACGAGAACCGUAAAAACAGAUGUAGUGAUUCCAAGACCCUUGGAAUCAAACGUUGUUCUUGAUGUUCAUCAGAUAGCUUGCGGUGUAAGGCACAUCGCUCUUGUGACAAGGCAAGGUGAAGUCUUUACAUGGGGAGAAGAAGCUGGAGGAAGGCUUGGACAUGGUAUUCAAGUUGAUGUUAGUCGUCCAAAACUUGUAGAGUUUCUUGCUCUUACCAACGUAGAUUUUGUUGCUUGUGGUGAAUAUCACACUUGUGCUGUGUCCACCUCUGGAGAUAUAUAUACUUGGGGAGAUGGAAUUCACAACGUUGGGCUGUUAGGACAUGGGAGUGAUCUUAGUCACUGGAUACCAAAAAGAGUCUCUGGUCCUGUGGAAGGACUUCAAGUCUUAUCUGUGGCGUGUGGCACGUGGCAUUCUGCGCUUGCGACUGCUAAUGGAAAACUAUUCACGUUUGGUGAUGGAGCUUUUGGUGUUCUUGGACAUGGAGAUAGAGAGAGUGUUUCAUACCCUAAAGAAGUGAGGAUGUUGAGUGGCCUUAAAACCAUGAAAGUAGCUUGUGGAGUGUGGCAUACGGUAGCUAUAGUUGAAGUUAUGAGUCAGACUGGUACAAGUAUGCCAUCUAAAAAGCUGUUUACUUGGGGUGAUGGUGAUAAACACAGGUUAGGACAUGGAAACAAAGACACUUAUCUGUUUCCAACUUGCGUCUCUUCACUAAUUGACUACAACUUCCACCAGAUAGCUUGUGGUCAUACAUUCACAGUUGCACUCACAACUUCAGGACAUGUUUUCACUAUGGGAGGGACUUCACAUGGUCAGCUCGGUAGCUCAAUAUCAGAUGGUAAAUUGCCUUGCUUGGUUCAAGAUCGAUUGGUUGGUGAAUUCGUUGAAGAAAUCUCUUGUGGGGAUCAUCAUGUUGCUGUGUUGACAUCAAGAAGUGAAGUCUUCACUUGGGGAAAAGGUUCAAAUGGAAGACUAGGACAUGGAGACAAGGAAGAUCGAAAAACGCCGACAUUAGUUGAAGCUCUAAAAGAGAGGCAUGUGAAGAGUAUAUCAUGUGGCUCUAACUUCACAUCAAGCAUUUGCAUCCAUAAGUGGGUCUCAGGUGCUGAUCAGUCAGUUUGCUCUGGCUGUCGUCAAGCAUUUGGGUUUACGAAAAAGAGACAUAACUGUUAUAACUGCGGUUUAGUCCAUUGUCAUGCAUGUAGUUCCAAGAAAGCUUUGAAAGCAGCAUUAGCUCCAACUCCAGGGAAGCCACAUAGAGUAUGUGAUGCUUGUUACACAAAACUUAAAGCUGGAGAAUCUGGUUAUAACUCUAAUAUUUCUAAUAGAAACUCCACAACUCCUACGAGGUCACUAGAUGGGUCGGCAAGACCAGACAGAGAUCUAAGGACGUCAAAGAUUUUAUUGUCCCCAAAAACAGAACCAGUCAAGUAUUCUGAGGUUAGGUCAUCAAGAUCUGAAUCUUCUAUUGUCAGAGCCUCACAAGUUCCAGCUCUCCAGCAACUUAGAGAUGUUGCAUUCCCAAGCUCGCUUAGUGCAAUUCAAAAUGCCUUUAAACCCGUUGCCUCAACUUCGACGACACUUCCCUCAGGCACAAGAUCAUCAUCAAGAAGAUCGAGCCCUCCACGCAGUUCUGGAUUUUCCAGGGGCAUGGUUGAUACUUUGAAGAAAUCAAACGGUGUUAUAAACAAAGAAAUGACAAAACUGCAGAGCCAGAUUAAAAAUUUGAAAGAGAAAUGUGAUAAUCAAGGUACAGAGAUCCAAAGACUAAAGAAAACAGCAAGAGAAGCUUCUGAAUUAGCUGUAAAGCAUUCUUCAAAGCAUAAAGCAGCAACAGAGGUCAUGAAAUCUGUCGCUGAACAUUUGAGAGAGUUAAAAGAGAAACUACCUCCUGAAGUAUCUAGAUGUGAAGCUUUUGAAUCAAUGAAUUCUCAAGCCGAAGCCUAUCUAAAUGCGAGCGAAGCAUCUGAAUCAUCUUUACCUACAACAUCAGGUCAACAAGAACCAAAUCCUUCUGCAAACACACGCAAUCAAGAAGAACAACCAUCAUCUAGUGGAGGUAGCAUGAGGUCUCAAGAACCUUCAAACAUGGCAGAGACAUCAUCAGAAGCUUCAUCGCCGUCUAAAUCAGGAGGCAAAGAACUUAUUGAACAAUAUGAACCUGGUGUUUAUGUUACUUAUGUACUGCACAAAAACGGAGGAAAGAUCUUUAGAAGAGUUAGAUUCAGUAAGAGAAGAUUUGAUGAGCAACAAGCAGAAGAAUGGUGGAGUAGCAAAAAAGAUAAGUUGCUUAAGAGGUAUAGUAAUAAUAAUGCUUCAACAUCAAGUCCAGCAGCUUCUGAUUCAUCAGUUCCUACACCAACUCCACCUCAACCACCAGCUUCUCCUACACAACCAAAUUCUGAUGAUCAAACAGAGGAUUCAAAAGCAGAUCCUGAAAGCUAG